Messenger RNA from Syngnathoides biaculeatus (alligator pipefish), 2639 nucleotides. It is a transcript of the gene tespa1, whose product is annotated as thymocyte expressed, positive selection associated 1. Lineage: Eukaryota; Metazoa; Chordata; Actinopteri; Syngnathiformes; Syngnathidae. Gene Ontology annotation, molecular function: signaling receptor binding. The coding region runs from base 709 to 1638 and encodes 309 amino acids. The transcript is spliced from 9 exons. The record is from RefSeq and is a predicted model, not a curated record.
UGGUGUUGGGCGUGCUGGUUAUUUUCAGUCUUGCCUCCGUGGCCGCUAGCCACUCCCUUGGUGGCACCCUUGUGGGCCGGGUAAGAGGUCGGAGGCGGGCGGGGGGCGGCAAUGGCGGAAGAGUGACGACAGGCCUGAACGGCUCGAGGAAGGGAACCAGGGAACGGCCCGCGUGUGGGAGGGUUUUUGAAGGAUUCCGGCGUGCGAGGGGGCUGUCAGUGGAGCAGCACGUGUGCUCGCGUAAACAAAAGCCAUUACUGUACGCCAUCACCGGUGCUAGGCCCAAGAGUUCCAGUGAAACUCACGAAAAGAUACCAUCGCGAUAUUUUGACCCCGCCAAAUCUGUACUAUCGCGAUACGUUGAUCGGCACGGCAAAUUUAUGGAUACAGAUGCACAAGGUAGCUCAAUAUGGAUGGUCACUGUCGGGCAAUAAUCAAAUCAGCAUUAGUUUACAGAUUCCGUGUCCAGACAAGCAUCAUUUAAAGACACCCUUCAUGGAUGUGCGGUGGCAGCGAGCGUCCCACGCGAGGUUUCAUUUCGCAGUCACUUCCCUUCCCCGUCGAUUCAAAGUGACUUGUGGACGGAUGAUGUAAGAGGCCAAAGCGCUAAUUUUAUUUUAUUUUUUUUUUAUUUUUUUUUUUUAAAGAGAAGCUUGUGAGCAUGUGAUCUUGACGUUCAGGGCGUCAACAGCUGCUGCGCCUCCAGCGAUGGAAAGCUCGUCGUUCAGCGCCAGGAGGCGAACGUGGGCCAGCGAAGGCCGACGGCGGUCCGUCCUGGACGAAGUCUCGGAAUCUCUAACGGAUGAUGAUGAUGAUGAUGACGUCUUUGCAGUCGGUUGCUUCACAGAAAAGACAGAGUUUGUGCUCCAGAACUGCACGUUGAGGGCCUGCCCGCAAAACUGCAGUCUUGGGAGUUUGGGGACGUGCACACACGAACACAUUUCAAAUUCAACGUUCAGUGGUGGGGAAGUUAUGUCGAAAGCGGGACUUGCAAUGCAUCCUGCCAGCGAGGAGAGAAACAGUGGCCUUGUCAGCAACGUUCCAGAGGUGCUCCAGUUGCAUUCGGAGGACACGGAAGAGAUCCUGUGGCGGUUGGGCUUCGGCCGCGACGACCCGGAGCUCGCCGUGCGCAUCCCCCCUCGCUUUCUCUCCUUCCCUUCUCAAGCUCGGGGCAUCAACUUUCACCUCUUCCUGGAGUCGCAGCUCCGACGGAUACGGGAGGAGGACCCCAGCCUGUGCAUCGCAAGUCGUUUCAGACAAGUCCAAGCUCUGACUGCAAUGGCCAACGCGUUCUGCUCGCUGUACUCGCACGUGUCCCGCACGCCCCUGCGCAAACUUGGCUCACCGGAGUUCAAUUUCGCAGCGUCGUCGCCCGCCAUGAGCGUGGGGAGGAACGUGGGGAGCAGCGCGAGGGGCGACCCGCAUUCUCCCGUCAAGAGGCUGAAAGACACCGUCUCCAUAAUGUGCCUCUACACCCCACCCAGGAGAAAAUCCAGCCUGUCCGAUGUUGCCGAUCCGGUUCCGCAGCACCUCCAGACUACCGAGACGCUGGAUUUGAUGGAUGGAGGACAAACGGAUAAAAGCAAAGAAGAUAAAAGUGUCGGAUCACAGAUGGUAGUAAAAACUCAUCCCAGGUAAAAUCAUCGCAAUUCAAUAGCGGAUCAGUUGAAACCGGUUGCCAGGGUAACCUGCGAGCUCAUCGGUCCAGUUCACCGAGACGACGUCUAGCGUCACAUCUUGUUGAAGAUGGACGACAAAGACGAGUCAAGCCUUGGCGUUCAAAACAAGUCAACAACUUCUGAGUCGGCCUCCGGACCGAUUCCCGUCCUAACUGGUCCCACACUCAGGACAGAAUCGAACGAUGGCCCCGACCUUGCACACUACGUUUCAGGGAAAUCAGUCCGCUUGUCUUGAAAAGAGUCACAGCCGAGGAGGAGCUCAUCCCAGUUGGAAUUUGGCGCUGGGAGUUGCAUCCAUUCUGGAUUAAGUGUCAAUAAAUCACUGGGCACAUCCUUCCAUUUUUUUUUUCAGUCCCACAUCUUAAGACUGCGGGUCAGCCUCGCCCAGUAGAAUUUUGGGGUACGACCUGGAUGGGUCUGCCAGCCUGUCGCGUGAUACACGUAGACAAAAAAAAAAAAAAAAAAAAAAAAACAUUCACACUCAAGUCCACAUCUACGGAGUCAGGACCGAAUUUAAUAUGCAUGUUUUUGGAAUUUGGGAGGAGGCCAGCCUACCUGAAGAAAACCCACACAAGCUUGGGGAGAAAAUGCUAUUUGGGUUAGCAGUUUGAAAUAUGAAAGCAAUAUUUAAUUGUACAGCAUUGUGCCCAAGUGAUUAGCACGUCUGCCUCAGAGUAAAGCGGUCCUGGGUUCUGUUGGGUGCGCCGGAUUCUUCCAACUUUCCACAAACAGGCACGUUAGCUUCACAGAAGAAUAAAUUGAAAUAUGACAGAAUGGUGGUAUGUAAAAAAGUGCCUUGCCAUUGACUGGCAACUAGUGCAAUUAUUGAUAAACACGUGCACGUCACAUAGGAGAACGUGAGGGCAAGAAUUUGAAAUCCAUAUCUAUUUGACACAAAUCAAUUUUAAAUGCAGCAUUACAUGCACUCAGAAAAUGUUAAGUCCUACAAUUUGACUUCUU